Messenger RNA from Vigna angularis (adzuki bean), 662 nucleotides. RefSeq lists its product as uncharacterized. NCBI's taxonomy places the organism in Eukaryota, Viridiplantae, Streptophyta, Magnoliopsida, Fabales, Fabaceae. The coding region runs from base 80 to 496 and encodes 138 amino acids. The transcript has 3 exons. The record is from RefSeq and is a predicted model, not a curated record.
UCACCGCCGUUGAAAGGGGAGGAAAGGAAGAGAAUCUCAAACUUCGGUUUGAUUAGAAAAAACAGAACAGAGAGAUAAAAUGUCAAUGAGAGGAAUCGGAGGGCCACUUCUAUGCAUCGGAGAUCUUCUGAACGACGUCGGAGAAGAACAACAAGGACACUCUCUCCGUCGCGAAGCUUCUCCCACUCCCUCCUCUUCCCAUCUCAACGAUAACGAUCCACCUCCUAACCUCCUCACACUCUUCCAGAAACAUUACGAUCACUUGAAUUCGGCUCUCUCCGGCACCGACCACUCUUGGACUUCUCUCACUUUGAAGUUAUGCACUUCUUUAGAAACUGCUAAUCAGUUGGUUCAGUCGACCAACUCAAAUGUUGCAUCCUUGUCAGAGAAGGUUGAGGAACUGCAGAAAAUUGUUAAGAGAGGGGAUUCGGCGAUAGCAGCAGCGAAGGCACUUUAUUAUGUUACCCCUGACAAUCACAGUAGUGCCUCAAAGUGAAACAAGGUUAGUAAAAUUGUAUAUCUGGUAUGAUUGGACAGGGUAUUUGUUAUGGUGUUUAUUUUUAGUCCAAUAGAAGGAUUUUUUGCUAUAUGGAGAGAAAGACAUUCAAUACUGAAAAGUUGUCAAAAUCUUAUGGCUACAAAUUUCCAGCAGUUAUUUUUUA